GGUGCCAUUCAUGCUGCAGAGCACCUAGCGGGCCAGGCUCCACUAUGACCGGGCUGCUUCUGCCGCCGCUGCUGUUGCUGCUUGCCGCCCUGAUCCCAGGGUCGCGAGCGUCGGGGACGCCAUCCUUCCGCUGCUACCAGUGUCGAGUGGCCAACAACGAGGACUGCCACGAUGGCUACCUCAAGACUUGCCCCACGGACCAGGCAUACGACGUCUGCAUGACCAUGGUCGUCAAGAAUGCCCAGCAGGGUUUCUUCAUCGAGAAGAAAUGCGCCCUGGGGCCCUGCAACCUGCGCGACGAGAAGCAGAGCCAGGGCUUGGGCCUGGACACUUGCGACCGCUCCAAGGACUCGUACAGCUGUUUUGAGUGUUGCAAAGGCGACGGCUGCAACACGAACGCCGCCCGUCGCCGAUCACCGCUGCUCUCGAUGCCCCCACUGCUGCUGCUGACCGCCGUGCUGGCCGGCCGGAGGGCGUGAGUUCGCAGCGCCACUGCCCACCCCGGCCUCUCUCGCGCCUACCCCAUUGCUCGCGUCUGCCUUGGCCACCGAAGAAGGCCGAUGUGCGGGCGACGGGCCCUCAGCGCAACGUCCUGAACGGUACAAAUCACGCCGGGAGCUCUCCCCUCGCCUCCUCCGCACCCCGAAACCGCAGAACCACGAGAAUCCCACGGCGCGAGGCCGGCGGAUGGGGCCGCGGCCUGCAGCCACAAGCACUUUCCGUGAACAUCCGUGCCGUGACCACACUCGACGGCAUUUGCACCUACACACGAACACACACGCGCGCACCACCGACACACACACACAAAAGACUUCCCCUCGCGCUUGUCUUUCUACUCGGCUGACGUCAAAUGUGGCCUCGAUGAAACUCAACGCAGCGUAGUGCAGACGCAAAGGAUGAGCAAAAACAAAAGCUGAUUUCAUUAGUUCGCUCUCCGGCUCAGAUGGUUCUUGCACACACGUUCAGACGCGUCCUUGGUAAGUUACGCUUGGGUGUCAUUGCUGUGUGCCGCGCUCCGACAUUAAAGGACGACCAAGCUUGUCUCGGCUUCCGAGAAUGCUCGCAGGAGCACAAGCGUUCGAGCUCCAUCUUCGGCCAAUGUGUCUACUUUCCACGUCGUGUUGCCGCGCUCCACUGUGGUUGAGGCUGUGGUUGCCGUGCAGGUACUUUGGUCUCGAUUACUGCUAAAGCAGAAAUAAUAGUGUGUCGGGAUUUUGAGUGAGCUUGUGCAUUGAGUUAUCAACACGUUUACCCCGAAACAGCUCUGCACGACCCUCAAUAUCUUACGGACACUUUUGACUUAGUCAGCCGUCGAUAUGGUCAACUGGCUGUUUGCCACUCAUUUGUAUGAUCGACGUUCAUAUUUUUUUUGAACAUGAGCGCAGUAGCCUUAGCGCCAAAAGGGCAUCACAUGUUACGUAUUACAUAAUUUUGCAUUAAUGGGAUAUUAACGAAACAAAAUGAAUAUACAACUAUAAUUAACAAAAAUAAUAAAAAAGAAACUUUAUUAGUCACAAAACUAUGUUUCUUUGAUAUGUUACCAGUUUCAAUAUAUUUCAUUUCAGCAUGAGUUACGCAAAUGAUGGGACGGCUAGAUUUGAGGCUUUUCAGACCUCUCAUAAACCGCACACGUGCUCACAAUCAACAGAAACAUCGAAGGAAAUCAGUUCGGAAGGGGCACUAUGCGAGACGCGUGUGACCAAAUUUCAAAGACGCAAAUCUUUCUUAAGGUAGCACACUUGUAAAGUACGCUAAGUCGAACAGUAAGUAGGCUUUGUUAGCCUGUUUUUCUUCAUCCAGCGGCCGGACUUCCCUAUUUUUUUUAUUUCUCUUUCAGGGAACCGACUACUUUCUUCUAAGCGCACGAAUAGAACAUUAUGUAACGCGCAUGAAAGCCUUCAAAUAUAGUAUAACGAAUCUCUCCACUUUGAACGGCUACUAUCACAUACCUGAUCACCCCUCUUUUACUGUCCAUUCCUAUCAAAAAGAAAAAAAAA
This is a messenger RNA of Rhipicephalus microplus (southern cattle tick), 1997 nucleotides long. RefSeq lists its product as uncharacterized. The record is from RefSeq and is a predicted model, not a curated record. NCBI's taxonomy places the organism in Eukaryota, Metazoa, Arthropoda, Arachnida, Ixodida, Ixodidae.